AUGCAUUUCAACACCAUGACCCUGAUGCUUGUUUCUGCCUUGGCCACUGGCUUAAUGGCCACUCCAAUUCAGGAGCAGGACGCAGUCACCGAUUGGGUAGAGCACUCCCGGGAGAUUGGAAAGACCGGUGGUCAUCUCAUCUACUUCGGUCCUCGGAACGGUACUGAGACACCGGAGUCUCAGGAGGAGGGCAACACCCUCCAGCAGCGGAGCUGCGGAUAUAGCAGCAAAGAGCCAAACAUUCCCAAAUCGCCACGACAGAUUUGCUACCAAGGCGACUCCGGGAAGAACACGUUUUGCUGUGUCUCUUGGCACAAUGCGAUCACGGGCCUCAAGAAAAAGGACCUCGCACCCUACGCAGACAAAAUCCUGAAAACAUGCACCCAAAAUGCGAUCUCAGGAAAGACGAGUGAUGUUCAUGUGCACCAUAAGUGUACCGAUGUUUGCCUGUCUAACCGUGGAACUCACUGUUAG
Messenger RNA from Penicillium hordei, 474 nucleotides. RefSeq lists its product as uncharacterized. Bases 1 to 474 code for a protein of 157 amino acids. The record is from RefSeq and is a predicted model, not a curated record. Lineage: Eukaryota; Fungi; Ascomycota; Eurotiomycetes; Eurotiales; Aspergillaceae. The transcript has 3 exons.